AAAAAAAAAAAAAAAAAAAAAAAAAAAAAAAAAAAAGACGACACCUUUCCUUUUUCUCGAUCCAAACCCGUCAAAUUGUCUUUUCCACGAAUUUGCCUUAUCCAUCCAAUACAAUUUCUCCCUCAAAACGAGAUGCAAUGCAAGUAAUGCAACCACCUCCAAUUCUUGCACAACUUUAGAACACUCAUUUUUCCAAAGCUUUCCAACAAUGGCGGCAACACUCUUUCUCCUUCCUAUUGCUGAUUCUCAUCACCACCCCACUUUCCAAUCAAAAUUCUCUCCCAAAUCAAAGCUCCAACCUCUCUUUCUCUCUCCUUCUAAAAGAUCAAAUCAAUCCAAUUUCAACUCCCAAUUCACUCGCUUCUCCACUUCUUCCUCCUCCUCUGAUCAUCCUUCAUCUUCACCCCAAUCUUCCAUUGCCUACAACACGCAAAACCCACUAAAGUUUAGCCAUUUUUUAACGGAUAAUGAGCUCCAAAAACUUCAAUUUCUUGAAAAUUACUCUUAUUCUUGCAAAUUGCCAUCUGGGUAUUUGAGUAUUAGGGUUAUGAAGGAUAUGGAGCUUAAUGUGACUGUUGAAUUGCUUGCUGAAUCAUUUGCUGAGUCCAUGUUUUUGCCUAAUAUGUACUUAACUGUGUUGGGUUUUUUGAUUAAGCAGUAUUUGAUUGAGAGGAGGGGUUUGAUGCCUCAUUGUGUUACCCUACUCGGAUUCUUUCGAGGCGAAGAAGGGAAUGUUGAUGUUGAUGGUGAUGGUGAAGGUAGAGAAGAAGAAUUAGCUGGGACAGUGGAAGUGUCCUUUGAUAGAAGGGGUGCUAAUUCUUCACCUCCUACGCCAACCCCACCUAAGGAUUGCCCUUACAUAUGUAAUAUGACUGUGAAAGACCGCCUUCGAAGGAGGGGUAUUGGUUGGCAUCUUCUGAAGGCAAGUGAGGAACUAAUAUCAAACAUGAGCUCCUCAAGAAAUGUCUACUUGCAUUGUAGAAUGAUUGAUUCAGCACCGUUUAACAUGUAUAAGAAGGCUGGAUACGCCAUUGCUAAGACAGACAGUUUCUUAGUCCUACUCACCCUACAAAGACGGAAACAUUUGAUGUGUAAGGAGCUUCCUGCUUUGAGCAAGCCCUUGGAGACGGUAGUUGCUGGGGAUGGAGAAGAAGACCCCUCUUUAAAUGAUGGGGCAGAAUCAGAACCUUUAUUGUUUAAUGAGGUUUUGCAGAGCUCUCUUGAUAUGGAUGGAUGAAUUUCAGCUUUUGGUUGCCAUUCUGCAUGUAUUCAUAUACAAGGAACCGGUGCUUUCCAUCGGCACAAUACCCGAUUAAGGUAACCAGAUUCGGAUGGUCCAGUCUGCUCAAGAUGUCAACUUCCACCCGGAAUUCACGCUCACCUU
Messenger RNA from Chenopodium quinoa (quinoa), 1384 nucleotides. RefSeq lists its product as uncharacterized. The coding region runs from base 209 to 1237 and encodes 342 amino acids. Lineage: Eukaryota; Viridiplantae; Streptophyta; Magnoliopsida; Caryophyllales; Amaranthaceae. Gene Ontology annotation, molecular function: acyltransferase activity, transferring groups other than amino-acyl groups. The record is from RefSeq and is a predicted model, not a curated record. The transcript is spliced from 4 exons.